Messenger RNA from Poecilia latipinna (sailfin molly), 1031 nucleotides. RefSeq names its product MOB kinase activator 1A. The record is from RefSeq and is a predicted model, not a curated record. NCBI's taxonomy places the organism in Eukaryota, Metazoa, Chordata, Actinopteri, Cyprinodontiformes, Poeciliidae. The transcript is spliced from 6 exons. Bases 150 to 800 code for a protein of 216 amino acids.
GGAAGAGCCCUUGUGGGUGCAGUUCAUCUUCGCUUGAUGCCAAGUCGAUGAUAGUUCUUCGUCCUAAGGGAGAUUUAAAAGCACAUUUCUACGUACUAAACCUCAACUUGUAGUUUUCACAAAGACUCUUCAACAACGUCUUCGUCAAGAUGAGCUUCCUGUUUGGCAGUCGCUCAUCUAAGACCUUCAAGCCGAAGAAAAACAUCCCAGAAGGCUCACACCAGUAUGAGCUGCUCAAACACGCCGAGGCGACGCUGGGCAGCGGGAACCUGAGACAGGCCGUCAUGCUGCCAGAGGGAGAGGAUCUCAAUGAAUGGAUCGCUGUGAACACCGUGGACUUCUUCAACCAGAUCAACAUGCUGUAUGGCACCAUCACAGAGUUCUGCACCGAGACCAGCUGCCCUGUGAUGUCUGCAGGACCAAGGUAUGAGUAUCACUGGGCUGAUGGGACCAACAUUAAGAAGCCAAUCAAAUGUUCUGCACCCAAGUACAUAGACUACCUGAUGACCUGGGUGCAGGACCAGCUGGAUGAUGAGACGCUCUUUCCCUCAAAGAUCGGAGUUCCUUUCCCCAAGAACUUCAUGUCUGUGGCCAAAACCAUCCUGAAGCGCCUGUUCAGGGUUUAUGCUCACAUCUACCAUCAACAUUUUGACUCUGUGAUACAACUGCAGGAGGAGGCUCACCUCAACACCUCCUUCAAGCAUUUCAUUUUCUUUGUCCAGGAGUUCAACCUUAUUGACAGGCGGGAGCUCGCUCCUCUGCAGGACUUGAUCGAGAAACUUGGAUCCAAGGACAGAUAGACAUUUCAUCAUACAUUUCCUCCCUUUUAAAUGUUUGUUUUUUUCUCCUUUGCCCUUUCUCUUCUACCUCUGAUUUCUAGCCUCAACUUGUAAAGAACAUUUGUGCCUUUACACUUAAUAUUUGUACUGUACAUUUUCUUAUCACCUUUUGUUCUACACAGAUUUUGAGCCUUUUUAGCCUCUUGGACUUGUAUACAGUAGUGCAGUAAAGGAAAGAUAUUUUUCACAGGA